This is a messenger RNA of Paralichthys olivaceus (Japanese flounder), 829 nucleotides long. The record is from RefSeq and is a predicted model, not a curated record. NCBI's taxonomy places the organism in Eukaryota, Metazoa, Chordata, Actinopteri, Pleuronectiformes, Paralichthyidae.
UUCUCAGCCACAGUUUCCAGAGUUGGAGAAGAAGCAGCUCAGAGUUGUUGUGUGUCUGCAGCUCCACAGACUGUGUGUGUGCGUGAGGGUGUGUGUCCGUGUGUGUGUGUUAGUGCUGCUGUCCACACACUGAAGCCGAGUGGAUUGAUAGAUAAGACAACAUGUGGCCUGUGCGUCCACAGACAGAGCAGGUGCGCCCUGCUCCAGGGGCUGACUGCUAAGCAUGCUGGGCAAAGCUCAGCCAACGACCAGCAGCCUCAACCUUGUAAAAUUGGAAGUUUGUGACACCGCGGCGGCCGCAGACGCACACGACGGUAUCAAGAUGGCUGACCUAGUGGAAAGCUUGGACACCAGAGAGCUGGAUAUGGGGGAAGGAGAGGAGACCGACUAUGAUGGAAACUUAGGGGACUGUCGUAUCCCGUUUUCAGCCGUGUAUGCCACUGUGGGCUUUAAGGAGGCCAGCGCUAAGGUUUACCUGCCCACUGUGCCCAUCACUGCCCGGAUCCUGGAGGUGGAGAGAUUCACCACCGCUCAGGACCGCUUCAAUCUGUCGCACCAGAGGAGCGUCAACAAGUCUCUGCCAGCCGUGUUUAAGAUUGAGCUGAAGCACGGCGAGUUCACCUGGGUGGUGAAGAGGAAGGAGAAACACUUCAUGGAGCUGCACAGAGAGCUGAGGACGUACAAGACCUUCAUGAGGAUACCGCUGCCAUCGCGCAGCCACACAGUGAGGAGAAGGACGGUGAGGAAGAGCGAGGUGAGGGAGAUGCCCUCCCUGCCGAGGGGCGGGGGAGACGACCUGGUGCGAGACGAGCAGGUGUCCAGCAGGAGG